Molecule: messenger RNA, 1020 nt
Organism: Diaporthe batatas
Lineage: Eukaryota; Fungi; Ascomycota; Sordariomycetes; Diaporthales; Diaporthaceae
Exons: 2
Coding region: 163-1020 (285 amino acids)
Source: RefSeq, a predicted model, not a curated record
CUCAAGGCAGUGAACUAUUCAAGUUGACAGCACGUAGUCGUUUUAGAAGUAAGACCGCUUAUGCUUUAAGACAUUUUACUGACGGAUCGAAGCUCUGUAAAAGUGCCUCAGAGUCCACUGGUCGUUGUUUAAAUCCAAACGAAUCGACGCACCAUCGUUAACAUGGGCGACGUCGGCAUCAAGAAGGCGCCAGCGCCUUGGAAGUGUACCGCCGAGGUCUACGCUGCAUACUUCUUCUCGAGCCCGAAGAGCAAGGCAGCUUCUGAGAUAGACACCAUCGCGUUUUCACCGCUAGAGAAGAAUUCAACCCCAUUCUCCUCUCCCGAGGGAAGCCGUUUCGCCGGAGGAGUCGGCAGCUUCAUGCUUGUCCGCUACACAGACAGCCCAGUGGGGACAUAUGACGAGCUAGUCAUCAUACCUGGCGCCUAUACGUACCCUGUCCAGGAUAAGAAGGGGAACUGGGUUGAGAAGAAAAGCCCGCGGGUGACAAGGAUAUAUGUCUCACAGAAAGACACGCUGUACAACGGAAGACUAAAUUGGAACAUCCCGAAGCAUCUCGCAAGAUUCGAAUGGAAAGACCUCCCAGACGGUUCAAAGCAGUGCAAGGUGUUCCCGUAUGACACAACCGGCGACGCAACCGAGGCAUCACCCAGCACCACACCGCUGUUCCAAGCCUCCUUCAAGACACUUCCGCUCGUACCCGCCUUCCCGCUAUCGACAGGUUGGUUCGAAUACCUCGGCGUGACGACAGCCCUCGUGCAGCCCCCGGUGCCGCAGGGCACGACGCCAGAGGUUGUCGGCACGGAGGAGUGGUGUCGGUGCGUGUCCACACAGUCCACCUCCCGGGCCCACGUCGGGUGGAUGGACCUCAACCAGCGGGACGAGAAUGGGAAGCUGACGGGGCUUUUUGAGAAUUUUUGGCCUGGGUUGGGGAGGUGGCACCUUGCUGUGAGGAUGGACAAUGCUAUCCUGGAUAUGAGGGAGGGAGAACAUUGGCGUGCCCCGAGAGCCAAUCUGUAA